CGAGCAGCGGGGCCGGGACGGAGCCGCAGCCGUGGCCGGGGGUGGCACAGGGACAGCGGGGACAGCGCCAUGGCCGAGAGAUACGACGUGAUCGUGAUCGGGGGCGGCAUCUCAGGUUUGUCAGCUGCCAAAUUGCUGUCUGAGGCUGGGGUCAGUGUGGUGGUCCUUGAGGCCCGGGACAGAGUUGGAGGAAGGACAUUCACUAUCAGGAACGAUAAAGUGAAUUAUGUAGAUGUUGGUGGAUCUUAUGUGGGACCUACCCAAAACCGGAUUCUCCGACUGGCGAAAGAGCUGGGGGUGGAGACCUAUAAAGUGUAUGUCGAGGGCCAUAUGUUCCAUCAUAAAGGGGGAAAGUCACGAAAUUUCACAGGAAUUUGCCCUUCAACAUGGAAUCCCUUGGUUUAUCUGGAUUACAAUAACUUCUGGAGAACCAUGGACAAGAUGGGAAAAGAGAUUCCUGCUGAUGCUCCAUGGGAUGCUCCACAUGCUGAAGAAUGGGACAAAAUGACCAUGAAAGAGCUGAUAAAUAAGAUUUGCUGGACCAAAGCUGUCAGAGACUUUGCCACGGUCUUUGUCAACGUCAACGUCACGUCUGAGCCUCACGAAGUCUCUGCCCUCUGGUUCCUGUGGUAUGUGAAGCAGUGUGGGGGCACAUCCAGGAUUUUCUCUAUCACCAAUGGGGGCCAGGAGAGGAAAUUUAAAGGGGGUUCUGGUCAGAUAUCAGAGAAAAUAAUGGAACGCCUCAAAGGCAGAGUUAAACUGGAGAGACCUGUGAUCAGUAUCGACCAGACAGGUGAUAAUGUCCUUGUGGAGACUCUAAACCAUGAGAUAUAUGAGGGCAAGUACGUGAUCAGUGCCAUCCCUCCAAUCCUGACAACAAAGAUUCAUUACAAACCAGAGCUGCCACCAAAGAGAAACCAGUUAAUUCAGCGUUUGCCUAUGGGGAGUGUCAUAAAAUGCAUGAUGUACUACAGGGAAGCCUUCUGGAGGAGGAAGGGUUACUGUGGUUCCUUCAUCAUUGAGGAUGAAGAGUCUCCAAUUGGAAUAACCAUAGAUGACACAAAACCUGAUGGAACUUUUCCUGCCAUUAUGGGUUUCAUCCUUACCAGAAAGGCUGUCAAACUGGCCCAUCUCAGCACGGAAGAGAGGAAAAAGAAGAUCUGUGAGGCAUAUGCCAAGGCACUGGGGAUGAAAGAGGCUUUACAACCUGUGCAUUAUGAAGAGAAGAACUGGACCAUGGAGCAAUAUUCAGGGGGGUGCUACACAGCCUACUUCCCACCAGGCAUAAUGCAUUCCUAUGGCAGGAUCAUUCGCCAGCCUGUUGACAGAAUCUACUUUGCUGGCACGGAGACAGCAAGCCAGUGGAGCGGAUACAUGGAGGGGGCCGUGCAGGCGGGAGAGAGAGCAGCCAGAGAGGUACUGCACAGUAUGGGGAAGAUCUCCAAGAGUGAAAUUUGGAUGCCAGAGCCAGAGUCAAAGGAUGUCCCAGCCCGACCAUUCACCACCACCUUCUGGGAAAGGAACCUGCCCUCAGCACCGGGGCUGCUGUGCCUGCUGAGCUGCACCCUGUGUCUCACCUCUGUGGCUGCUGCAGGGCUCUUCGUCUGUAAAAAGGGACUUGUCGCUCGAAACUAGCAGGGACCACGUGCCCAGUGGAAGCUGCACACCCCCUCUCCUCCUCUUUUACCAGAUGAGUGUUAUUUUGGAGAAAAGUGGCAUGGACAUCUGGAAAGAGCAAAAGUUAUUCUCCUUGUGAUUUUUCUUUUUAGUCCCAUAAUUAAUGCAUCGAAUCCACUGCAGUUGCUACCAGGAAUAAAUCAACUGUGGGGGAGUUUUUCAAA
Messenger RNA from Parus major (Great Tit), 1841 nucleotides. Its product is annotated as amine oxidase [flavin-containing] A-like. The record is from RefSeq and is a predicted model, not a curated record. Gene Ontology annotation, molecular function: oxidoreductase activity. The transcript is spliced from 15 exons. Lineage: Eukaryota; Metazoa; Chordata; Aves; Passeriformes; Paridae. The coding region runs from base 70 to 1635 and encodes 521 amino acids.